This is a messenger RNA of Scylla paramamosain (green mud crab), 7939 nucleotides long. RefSeq names its product patatin-like phospholipase domain-containing protein 2. Gene Ontology annotation, molecular function: triacylglycerol lipase activity; 2 iron, 2 sulfur cluster binding. The transcript is spliced from 4 exons. Gene Ontology annotation, biological process: lipid homeostasis; P450-containing electron transport chain; triglyceride catabolic process. Gene Ontology annotation, cellular component: membrane; lipid droplet; cytoplasm. NCBI's taxonomy places the organism in Eukaryota, Metazoa, Arthropoda, Malacostraca, Decapoda, Portunidae. The record is from RefSeq and is a predicted model, not a curated record. The coding region runs from base 555 to 1682 and encodes 375 amino acids.
CUCACCUUAAAACAAAAUUUCUUAAGCUACUUAUAUCAAGGUUUCGCGACCCUGUACAAAUCCAAAGCCACCACCAAACACGAGAUCUCGACUCUUGUUGUAACUCGGCCUAGAUUCCCCUAGAACAUUCUGCUGGCUUACAUUAUUCUACCAGAGUCAAUAACCGCUCCACACCAAUCUAAACAUUAACCACUGAAAAUGCAACAACAACAGAAUGGACGAGUUUCAAUUCCAUUAAGUGAAAAAUAGAUAAGUAAAUAAGAUAAGAUAUGCAGUCAGCUGAGGCAACAUGAAGGGGAAACGGGCACAAUUAAACUCCCUUUUGAAAUUAUAAAUACUUAGAAAAUAUUUAUUUAUAUUAAUAAACGAUCAUAUUGAGAGUUAUGUAUAAAUUUUAGAUGAUUGUUAUUUGUACUUAAAUCUGCUUUAUGUAACAGGCAGACUAGAGCAGUUGCGACACAAUGCCCAGGCAGGUUGACGUAGUAGGGCAGAUGAGAUCUCAGGGAAGCUGGGAGCAUUGUGCAUUAUCACCGUGACUGUACGAACACCAAGCAAUGGCUCUCUCGUCUCUGGUGUCCUCAGGGGUGCUGCUGAGGGGGCUCUGCAGGCUGACACUUCCUCGGCUGUCUGCUGUGGCACCUUCCAGAGUGCCCUUUUGUGCCUCCACCGCCGCCAGGGCUCAGAAGGAAUGGAUUGAAGUGACCUACCAGAAGGCUGAUGGAACCUCUUAUACUGUGCAGGGCAAAGAGGGGGACAACCUCCUUGAUGUUGCAAUUAAUAAUGACCUUGACCUUGAUGGCUUUGGUGCAUGUGAAGGUACCCUGGCAUGUUCCACAUGUCACUUGGUCUUCAAGAAGGAAGACUUCGACAACAUAGAAGAAAUGUGUACAGAUGAAGAAUUAGACAUGCUGGACUUGGCAUAUGGUCUAACAGAUGAGGACGUGUCUCUCUCUUUGUCUGGCUCUGGCUUCCUGGGAGUUUACCAGCUAGGGGCUCUAGAAUGUCUACAUCAUCACACACCCAAACUUGUUCAGAAUGCCAGUGUAGCAGGAGCUUCUGCAGGGGCUCUUCUUGCAGCCUGCAUAGCGUGUGGUGUUCCACUAGGGAUUGUUAAGUCAAGCUUUAUUGAGACUGCAAUAGCUGCUCAGCUUUGGACAAUGGGCCCAUUUAACCCAAAUUUCAAGGUUGAAGAUUUUGUAAAAUCAGGCCUUGAAGCUUUGCCUCAUGAUGCUCAUUUACGAGCAAAUGGAAGAUUGUUCAUAUCUGUCACAAGAGUAAAAGAUCUAAAGAAUGAGAUUGUGUCACACUGGGAUUCAAGAGAGGACUUGAUACAGUGUCUGUUAUGUUCUUGCUUCCUGCCCAUUUUCUCUGGAGUAAUAUUUCCUGUAUUUAGAGGAGAGAAGUAUAUUGAUGGAGGCUUUACCAAUAACCUUCCUAUAGUGCAAAUGCCCACUAUAACUAUAAGCCCCUUUGAAGGUAUUGUAGACAUAUGUCCAAAGAGUGUAAAAAGCAAACCUCGGUAUGUGAAAAUAGCAAAUGAGGAGCUUGCUUUGACAAUGACCAACAUAUCUAGGUUUGUGAGAGCUUUGUUUCCACCCACUGUUGAGGGCUUGGAAAGUUUACAUCAUGCAGGAUAUAAUGAUGCUUAUAACUUUAUCAGGAAAAAAAAAAAUCUCAGUUAGACUUAUGUUAUCACAAAAAAAAUUCUUAGUUACACUUAUGUCUUGGCUGAUGUGCUAUAUGUAAUACAGCAUUUGUACUUGGAGUUAAGAAUCAAAUUCAUACAUGAAUACUGUAUAAAAGUCUAGCAUGUAAAUGUGUGGCACUAAGUAUGUCCAAAUAAUGAAAAUGUCAAGUUUAUUUUUCAGACAUUAUACAUUGACCAAGAGAGGAGCAGGAAUAGAAAAGGUAUUUUGAAGAGUUCAUAAUGUUUUUUUUACUACUUGUCUGCAUCUUUAUUUUGCAAGUUGAUAAACAAGAGGGAAAGGUAAUUGUGAAUAUUGUAGGAAGUGUUUUACAAAUCCCCUAUGAAUUUUGUUGAAGUAUUUUAGAUAUUGUUUAAUGACAUUUUUGUUAAAAUACUAUACAGUUAACCUUUAACCCUACCUUACUUUAUUAGAUUAAGUGAAAGAACUGUUAAAAAGUCUUCCAGAUGUUCCCCCCAAAACGUUGUAUUUUGCUGUAGUCUUGGUUUGGAUUUUACCUUGAUAUGCCUGCAGCACCUUGGACCUGUGACUGGUGCACUUCCUUGUUAGAUCAGCAAUGUGUGUACAGUGGUAAACACAGUAUCAGUACAAGUGCAGUGAAUUUACAGUGGAUGUAAUUUGCUGUGAAUCAGUUCUUUUGCAAAUGUUAUUCAUAGGUCUUCACCAAGCAGAUGUAUUCUUAUUAAAUAUGCAACAUGUUCAAUUUGUUAAAUACAGUUACUUGUUGGUGUGAUUCACUGCUGACUGGACCUGUAGUGGUUUACAGAAUGAUGAAAUAGUACACCUACAGUACUGUGCUUGACAUUGACUAAUAAAUUAAUUAUUCCAAUUUAGUUGUGGCUGACCAAUUUGUUAUAAAAUUUUGCUUAAUCCUAAAGCGGGACCUAAAAUUGCGCUAAUGUAUAAUGCUGCCUACACAAAGUGGCAUAGUAGUAGGAGCUUCUGAGCCUGCCAAGCAAACCCCAAUCAUCUGUUGUCUUGCUGGUGUUCUGUCCUGCUUGACCCAUACUGCUGCCCCUCUUUGAGUCCCCCUGUGUUGUCAAUAUGGGCAAGGAGGAGGAUUUAAGUGCCCAGGCCAGUGCCUAGGUCAUUGCCCUAAAGGAAUCUGGUCUCCAAACAAAGGCAGUCUCUGAACAGAUCAGCAUGUGUCCAAGGAGUGUCUGGUGGUGGUAAGUAGCAAGAGGUACUAUGGUGAUGAAUCCAAUUUUACUGUCACAGAUCUAGAUCUGGCAGUGACUUUCUUGACUCUCCCAUACAUCCAGAUUGAGUGCAAAACACACCAGUAAGACAACAGAUGAUUGGGCUUUGCUUGGUGGGCUCAGAAGUUCAUAGUACUGCGCCACUUUGUGUAGGUGGCGUAAUGCAUUGGCACAAUUUUAGGUCUGUCUUAUACUGAAUUGGUUGGCCACACCCAGGGCAGAGUAAUUCAGUGUCAAGCACUGUAGAUGUACAUUCAGGGAUAUGCAGGACACUGUGUACUAUAUCAAAGGACAGGCAAGUCACUCAACACUGUCCUAAGGUUUACUGUGAUUUAGUGGAGGUUGAAAGUUUGUUAAUAUUUUCAUUGUUACUAGUAGGCACUGAGUUUGCUUAAAUCCAGAAAUGCUUGUAGAUCUACUUCACUAGGCAGUCUGAAGAGUUGCCAUAUUUUGUUCCCCUGAUCAGUACUAUUUCAACUUGGAUAUGUAAAUGUGGUUUUAUACUUGGACAACACAUGCAAUUGUAAAUUUUAAUCAAAUUUUACUUUGAUAAUGUUCUCAAGAUUCUUGAGGAACACUGCAGGUGAAAUUUAUGAUGGAUGGAUUGAAAGGUACAGUUACCAGGACAUAAUUUGAAUCUUCAGACUUUCAGAACUGCAUACAUAUUUUUAUAUUAAUUUUUGUUUACUUAUAUAUUUUGGUUUUCUCAUAGUUUUCAGAAGGGAUGAUUGGUCAAAACUGAUGACAGCUUUACUCUAUUGAAAAUAACAUUUAACAAAUAUUUCUAAUCUGUUAAACACUGCUUCUAUUUAGUACAGAAGCAUACAUCUUAAAUGAAACAAUUUUCUUCUCAAAUUUCUUAGGUAAAUAAAAAGAAAAUUAAUUACCUGAUAAUUAUGCUGUGGACAAUGAUCCUUAUUUCAUAGCAUCCAGGGUUGACAAAAGGUUCCACUGGCAAGGAAAAAGAGAUCUUUUCUUUCUUUUCAAUUGUCCUGGUGAUCCUGGUGUGUCUAUGAGGCAAUCACAUGGUCUCCUCUGUCAUCAGUGAUGAGGGCUGAUCCAUCAACCACAUCAUGUCAGCGUUAGCAUUGCCACACCACUUCCUCAUGGAGGAAGUGGAAGAUGUCUCAGUUCCUGCUAAAGUCAUGUGCUGUUUGAAGAGAAGUGGCUCACAAUGACUUAAGACAUAUAUUAUAUUUAAAUCGAACUAAUGCAGUGAGUUAUGCAUCCGAGAAAAUACAAAUGAGCUAGUGAAACUCAGUAAUUGAUUAAUUGCAAAGCUGUAAUUCCUUGCCUUUUCAUAUAUCCUUGUUCCACUGGACUAAUAUUAAGAGAACUGGGUCAGACACAGUAAUCUGAAUAUUGAGUAAAUCUUCAUUUACAAAAUAUGGUUAGGCUUUAAGAUAUAUUUUAAUUAAUGAUCCUUUAUCCUAUUACAACAACAAUGACAUACCAAUAUUAAUAAAAGAUGUUGGAAUAUUAAGGUGGAUUUGAAAAAACAAAAGCCAUCAUGCUAAGCAUAACAGACUGAUUUUCAAUGUAUUGCUACUACUACUACUACUACUACUACUACUACUACUACUACUACUACUACUACUACUACUACUACUACUACUACUACUACUACUACUAGGUAUUGGAGCCAGACUGGUUGCUUUCAUAUUCUGUAGCCAAGUUUUGCAGAAUAUUGCUAUUACAUUCCCUGCUCCUUAUUAAAGGUACCCUAAAGGACAGAAUAAAGUGACUGGGAAUCCUCUCUUUGAUCUUUGUCCCAUAAUGAGACAUUCAUAUUAAUUGUUUGAUAUCUAGGUAACUGCACAAAGUCCUGACUGAUAUAGUAUUUUUAUUGCAAUUAGCUAUUGGACAACUGUAUUUAUGUAUAAUGAAUACAGAAAGAUGAAAAUACAUGAAACACUCAACAACAGUAAGGUAAGUGGUAGAAUGUAUAGUGUACUACCAGUUAUUAUUACCAAUGUGACUGUAUAUAAAAUGUGUAAGGAUAUUGUUUCCUUUGUGAUUAAAAGGUGUGGUUACACACUUGGGUCAGGUGGGGGGGGGGGGAAUACUACUACCAUAUUCCCUGUCCAUUGUAAGAGGCAACUAAAACAGGCAGAGCAAGGGGACUGGGAACUCCCUCCUCUGUAUUUUGAUUCUUACAAUGAGAGAAGAUGUAACAUGUUAUCUGGGUCACCUCCCUUUAAGGGGGAUCUCAGCCUGAUGUAUAUAAAAAAAUAUGCAUAUAUAUAGUAUUGUGGUUCCAAAUGCACAUGUAUUCUCCCUCCAUCCAUUGAUGCAUAGCUUUACUAAUUUUGAUGCCGACCCAUCCCUUUGUCUUUCUCCUUCUCUGCAGGUCGCGUUUGGGGUGUCAGGUGUGUUUGAACAAGAAAUUGAAUGGCAUUACGGUCAAGGUUCCUGAAGGUGUAGCAGAUGCUCGCACAGCAUAAUGAACUGAAUGCACCAGUACUUCAACAGAGAAGUUUAUUUUAUAUUUCAAGUGAAAAUUGCAUGUGAAAAGAUGGUAUUAUCUCUUUAUAUUUAACAGACUCUAUAUAUUUGUGUAUUUAUAAAUCAACAGACAAAUGCAUUUAAUUUCAUUCUAGUUUUUAAAAUUCCCAUGCCAGUGGGUGAUUGUGGAGACAGGGGGAAAAUGCAUACAAGAGAAAAAGUGUUUAAAAGAUAAUGAAUCAUUCCCCCCUGCUGAGCAUUAAGUUUAUUGUGUCAGAUUUAUUUAAUCAGAAGUGCAAUAUCAUGAUAUGAGUUUUACCAGAAGGAAUGCUUGCUCAUAUAGAGUUUAUGAAAAUAUAACAUUUCUGAGGAUCAGAUAGCAAAAAUUGUGUUUUGUUUCAUGACAGUUCAAUUUUUGUUGUUCCAGUGUUGUACGAGUAUAUAUAUAUAUAUAUAUAUGAAUUUCAUAGUGAAUCAAAUUAUUUAAGGGAAAAAGAAAAAAAAUGUGAUAUCAUAUGAUUACUUAGAACACCAUUUUUUGUAAAUAUAUUAACAAGAUUUCCCAUUAUAGGACCAUGCCCUCCAAGAUGAUCCCUAUCACUUAAUUAAGUAAAAUCUCAGGUAUUUUUACACAAACUCUCCCAAACAUGUGACUGGCUGACAUGCAUCAAACCACUCUUGACUGGAUUCAUACAUGUGAGGAGACAUAUCAUUGAUCUGUAUGUGAAAUAUUGCUUUGCUACACAAUAACCAGAUUUGAGUAAUGCAUAAGCUUGGGAUGAUCAGUCAACUUGGAUAUUAUUAUCAUAAGGAGUGAGAGUUCACUGUAAUAACAUCAAGGCAUCAGGUAUUUAUGCAUGAGACAAUUUGUCUGUUACAUAUUUGCAGGAUGCCUUGCUUCUUUACUAAUUCACAAAAUGACAUAAGCAAGACUGGCUCAACUAACCAUCAAAUACUCUAAUACCAGGUUCAGACACCCUUAAAAGAUAUGCAUCUGGAACAGUAAUAAAAGUAUAGAAGGGUUUUCAGUCCCUAGCUUGUUUCUUUUCAGUUGCCCUUUAUGAUACACAGGGAAUAUGAAGACAGCAUUCCUCUUAUACAACCAGGAAUAUGCAGCAAGGCUUUGUUCUCCCAUACAAAUAACAAAUAACAAUUGCAUGAUAGCUUUUCAGAAUCUUGCUUGUUGGUAAAAAUUUUUUUGAAUUUAUCUUGGUUUGUGUCCAGUUCAGUUUUUUAUCAGAGGAUGGCAAAAAUAUUACAGUAAAAUCCCUCUUAUCUGGCAUCAACGGGACCGCUGACAUGCCGGAUACUUGAAUAUUAUUGGAUACUUGAAUAGAAGUGAAAUUAUGUCCACAAUCACCACCCUACACUCACACAUCUUACCAUAACAAAGAUCAGCUGAUCUGAUCAGCUGCUUAAGUGUAAGCACAACAUGCUUCCUCUUUUCUACAACUUUAGGCAUGAUGAAGGCGUCAGGCGAUAAACAGUGCACAUGUGGUACUGAGUCACUGAGUAAACACAGUGCAGUGGGCCAUGGGUGGCGCAAAGCAGUGCGCUCUGGUGGCGAGGGGACAAAGUAUGCCUCGUGUGGGAAUUUUAACCAAUUUUAUAAGUACACAUUGAUUUUUUAUUGAUUUUAAGGCUCGGGGAAAAAUGUUCCGGAUACUUGAAGCUGACGGAUACUCGAAUGCCGGAUGAGAGGGAUUUUACUGUACUCAAACUUGAGAAUGACUGAUACAUAAUUCUAAAACUAGUUUGGUUUUUAUGUCCAGUUUUCCAAGUCUAUCAGGGCUAUGAUGGUGCCUCCUAAUGAAGGACCAUGGUUUUGGCAUUUGGGAACUGUUACUCCAAGUGGAUGCCCUUCCUACCCUCGGACUGUGGCCAAGAUUUCAACUUGUGUGCCUGAGGAUCCCUCAGCCCCCAAAGCACACACAUUCCUACUGUACUACAGUGGUUGCCAACCCUAAAUCUACUUCACAUAACUAAAAUUCUACUUCAUUAGAAAUAGUAUACCUCACUUUCUUUAAAUUCAGGCAGUAAUUAAGUUCAGUAUUUUUUUGCUACAACUUAUGAAAAAGGACUGGAGGCACAAGGAAGUUAAAACAGUGUCAGGAACAUGCAAAGUGGUGCUGGCAAUUCUAACACCACUAAUUUUUCUAAACCUAUGAAGAAAAGGUGGAGUACAUCCAGGAGAUAAACAAUAUCAGGUAAAUACAUUAUAUAUACAUGCAUACAUAUAUACUUUUCACACAAAACAUGUUUGGGUGCUGCAAAUAAUACUUUUAAAGUAUUUCUGAAAUAUAAGCUGAUACAUCCUAUAAUUAUACCCUUAAAUUUUUGGAAACAAGGGAAGGUAGAGGCUGUAGAAAAUCUCAGUAAUUACAUCCAUCUGAAAUAUGAGAUGUCUCAACAAGGGUAAUAACAUGCAGCAUGCAAUGAGAAUGAAAUUAUAUAUGCAUGAAACAAGUAGUUGUUCUAUUGACUGUAGUGGUGCUCUUUAUUAUGAAAGAUUGUUUAUACUAAGUACUCUACACAGUACAUUUGUGUAGCAGUUGUAUAAUACUCUGAAGAAAAGACAAUUCUAAGUUG